AUGGUUCAGACUAACAGCAGCAGCACGAGCUACGCGAACGUAGCGAAACAGAAUACCACUCAACAGCAUAAUCAAAAAACACAAAACGAAAAUUUACCACCGCAACAACCGAACCAACAGCAGCAGCAGCAACAACAACAAGUAAACCAACAGCAGACCAGCCAACAGAAACGCACGAGAUUGGACAACAAUACACCACCUCAACGACCGUCAGCCGAAGCACCAAAGCAGAAACAAAGUUUGGAUCUCGAAUCACCCCCCAGGAAACGAAACCCCGUCUUAGCUCAGACCUCACCUCCCGCGCCUUCAAACCGUGAAGGAGCGAGUGAUGCUGAGGUUGGUCCUCCUGAUCCAAACAUUUCCACUAAUUUGAGUUGGUUGAGAAUCAAGGGCCGCUUCUUCAACAUCAGCACCAUCAACGUGUACAACGUGCACCUCGGAAGCGCCGGUGACGACAAAGACGAAUUCUACGCGCAGCUGGAACUUGAAUACGAUUGCUGCCCAAAACAUGAUAUCAAGAUCGUUAUCGGGUAUUUCAACACUCAGGUCGGCCAGGAGGAGGAAUUCGGGGGAAAAAUUCGCGAACUUUCCCAGAGUCGGCAAACAUCAACUCGGCUCUUCCAAUCAGCCGCAGCUCCGGGUGCCGAAUCCGAGCGCGUCCGAUUGCCGCACCAGUGGCGAAUAUCCGGUGGAUCAGCCCCCGAAUCAGAUCGCCAUCCCAGUGGCGAAAAUCCCGGGGAACAGUCACUAAAUCCAAGUGUAUCCGAUCACCGCAUCAAUGGCGAAAAUCUCGGCGGUUCAGCCGCCGAAUGCGAGGGAUCGCCGAACCAAUGGCAAAACCCCGGUGAACUGUGGGGAAAAUCCGGGGAACAGCCGCUUAAUCCAAGGGAUCCGAUCGCCGCAUCAGUGGCGAAAAAUCUCGGUGGAUUAGCACCGAACUCCGGCCGCUUCAGGCUGCGCCGUAUCACCGCACCAGGGGCGAAAAUCGCGACAGGUGCCGAAUCCGAUCGCCUCACCAGUGGCGAAUAUCCCGGUGGAAUAGCCGCUGAAUUCGAGGCAUCCGAUCGCAGCAUCAGUGGUGAAAACUCUCGGUGGUUCAGGGCCGAAUCCAAGCACGUCCAAUCGAAGCACCAGCUGCGAAAAUCCCAGUGGAAAAGCAUCGAAUUCCGGCCGCUUCAGGCUGCGUCAGAUCGCCGCACCUGUGUCAAAAUCCUGGUGGCCCGUGUUUGUCGUCCGCGGUCAUCAGGCGCCCAGAAGAAUUCGGCUGGUCAUCCGACGAUGUGA
Messenger RNA from Uranotaenia lowii, 1284 nucleotides. RefSeq lists its product as uncharacterized. The transcript has 6 exons. Lineage: Eukaryota; Metazoa; Arthropoda; Insecta; Diptera; Culicidae. The record is from RefSeq and is a predicted model, not a curated record. The coding region runs from base 1 to 1284 and encodes 427 amino acids.